Messenger RNA from Lachancea meyersii CBS 8951, 2436 nucleotides. NCBI's taxonomy places the organism in Eukaryota, Fungi, Ascomycota, Saccharomycetes, Saccharomycetales, Saccharomycetaceae. The record is from the annotation of a GenBank genome assembly.
AUGCCCAAGCUGAGCGAAGAGUACUUUGAUUUAGUACGACAGGCUGUUAGGGAAGACAAGCAAGCGCCGAAGCGCAAAAAAAGGAGACUGCCCCGGUACGAAUCGAAGGCAGUUCCAGAAGAAGCCAAGAUAGUCAUAAACUUGGACUCCGAUAGUUCAGACAAGGAAAAAGACAACCGGCAAAUUGCAGAAGACUCACAGGACAAUUUUUCUCAAGACGACGAUGAGGACUAUGAUUCGGACGAUUUUGAAGAUAUCUCAGAUUUGGAAAACUCCGAGCAACCCGCUAACGAGGAUGUAUCUGUCACGCUGGACGCCAAACUAGCAGAUUCAAGACCUAAGUCCAAGUCCAAAAACAUGAUUUCAAAUGACGAGCGCAAAUUUCGUAAGUUUUACCACAUGUUUCAUCUACUCACUUUCAUGGUCCAUGGAUCAGUUCGCAACAAGUGGCUGAACGACCCUAAACUACACGCGAAGCUCUCAAAACUAGUGCCUGACAGUGUCUUUGAGCUGCUGCACCCCAAGAAGGAUGACGAACUUCCGCUAAGAAGCACUAGGAAACUGCUGGAUGGGCUUAAGAAAUGCAUGGAAAUAUGGCAGAAGCACUUCAAACAGAUCACUCGAGUCGAAACUCGCGGCUUGUACAUGAUAGAUUGGGACGAACUAGACGGCCCAUGGGAACAACCAGCUCGCUACAUGUCCCAAAAGCUCUUUAACAAAAAGGUCACACACGGGAGGGGCAGUCUAGAGGUUGCUUCCCAAGGUUUUGUCGCGAUGCUCAGAGCAUGCGGGGUAAACGCCCGCUUAGUUUUCAACGCUCAACCGCCCGAUUUUACAAACAACAGAGCUUCAAAUCCCCAGGGCGCGAAGGCCCCAAACGAAUAUUUGGCAGACCCUGGCGCCAAAUCUCUGCCGCGAAGGCGUAAAAAGCCAGUUUCGAAAAAAAAAGACGAAGAUACCGAACGAUAUUCCAUAUUUUGGUGUGAGGUUUGGGACAAGAUAUCCAAAAAAUGGAUCACUGUUGAUCCAAUGGGCCAGCGAAUCAUCGAACAAAUACGGCAUCACACGGCGUUGGAACCUCGAGGGAAAGCACGUCAAUCCAACAUUUUCAGAUACGUCAUUGCAUAUGACCGUAAAGAAGGUUGCAGAGACGUUACGAGAAGAUACACCACGCAUUUCAACUCAAAGACCCGCAAACGGCGUGUGACAAAAUAUCCUGAAGGCGAAGAAUGGUUUCAAAAGGUGUUGCGGCGUCUUCAAGGUCGGAAAAGAACCCGCACUGAUGAUAUGGAGGACAUGUACUUCAAACAAAGAGAUGAGAACGAGGGAAUUCCAGAUAAUAUGCAAGAUCUCAAGGGGCAUCCGCACUAUGUGCUUGAGAACGAUGUUAAAUGGAAUGAGGUGUUAAAGGCAAAUUGCAAAGAAUGUGGUUUCAUUAGAACCAAGAAUAAUAGUGCCAGUCUAAAAGUUUAUCACCGCAAAGAUCUUUUGGUUCUGAAGACGGCACGGUCGUGGUAUACAGAGGGUCGAAUACUCAAGCCUGGUGCCAAAGCUCUCAAAAUCACGAAGUCGAGAGAGUUUAGAACCGGCGAAGCCACAGAAGAGAGGCUUUACCCUUUCGAUGAAACAGAUUUAUUUGUUGCGCAACCUUUGGGUCCCAACGAUGAAGUACCAACAAAUGUCUAUGGGAAUAUUGACAUCUACGUUAGUAGUAUGAUACCUGCAGGUGCCUGUCUCAUCGAAAGUCACGUAGCGGUCAAAGCGGCGUCGUUUCUAAGAAUCGAAUUUGCAAAAGCGGUCACAGGCUUCAAAUUCGAGAAGAAAAGGGUGGCUAAACCGCAAAUCACUGGUAUUGUAACUGCUCAAAGAUAUCGCGAAGCCGUCGAAGCCAUGAUCGAUGGGAUUGAGUAUGCCAAUGAAGAAGAUAAAAGACAAGAGUGUGAGUUAGAAUCGUUACGACACUGGAACCUACUUCUAGCCAAGCUGAGAAUCAAGCAAAGGCUCAUUACAGAUCAUGGUCUUGUCAGAGACGCUCGAAUGAAUAGCGCUUGGGGUGGAAGUGAUGCUGUUAACGUUGCCGAUGAUGCCGGAGAAACUUCAGUUUUGGAUGAUGCCAAUGAUGACGACAGUGACAUGGGGUUCGAAGCUGGUGGGUUUGUACCAGAUGCCAGCGGAUUUGUCCCUGAAACUGCUGCUCGCGAGAGUGAUGCAGAGUCUGCCGGGAUGCAAGCUGGAGGCUUUGAGCUAGAGGCCGAAAAUUCAGAAAAUUCAUAUCAAGACUCAACCUUGUCAGAACCUGCACAAAGUUCAUCAGCCAAAGAAGCCGAUGACCAGCUCGAGGACUACGAAGCCUUCAUGAAAGAUCUUGAAAAAGAAGAAAGUCAGGCUGAAUCCUCCACACACACGGACUCAGAUUUUAACUACGAAUCAGAGUAG